Ilex paraguariensis (yerba mate) is the source of this 1353-nucleotide messenger RNA. NCBI's taxonomy places the organism in Eukaryota, Viridiplantae, Streptophyta, Magnoliopsida, Aquifoliales, Aquifoliaceae. The record is from the annotation of a GenBank genome assembly.
AUGCAAUGUCUUUUUCCUAUCCUUUCUUUGAGAAUCCUCCCUGCCCUUCUCCUAAAGGGUGAGUUAUUUGGAGGAGCGGCGGGGUCUGCCCGACGCAUUUUGACGGAUAUCAUUGGCAAAGAUUCCGAUAAAAUGUCUUCUUCUUCAUCGCCUGAGGAAGCUCCAUCGUCGGAUUCUCCUCCUUCUCCUCCACCUCAAUCAUCCUCAUCAUCAUCACCACCACCACCAAAUUCAUCAUCAUCGCCACCACCGCCAUCAUCUACAGCACCACCACCAUCGGGGGACGGCUCGUCACCACCUCCUCCACCUGGAAACUCAAAUUCACCACCUCCUAACAACAACAAUUCACCACCUCCAAACAACAACAAUCCCCCACCUUCUAACAACAACAAUUCCCCGCCUUCCAACAAGAAGUCCCCUCCUCCCCCACCCAACUCAGGUUCAUCAAACGGGGGUUCACCACCUCCUCCACCGCCUCCUCCACCACCUCCACCGCCACCACCACCACCACCGCACUCUGGGUCACUCUCGCAUUCAAAACACAAGACACCGCCGUCAUCAAGUAAGGCCACAAACGAUGAUUCGGCCAAUUCAAAACUCAUCAUAGCAGGAGUUGCAGCAGGGGCAGGGUUAUUGCUUCUUGUUAUGAUUGUACUCUUGGUGUCUUGUGCGAAAAGAAAGAGGCGAAAGCCACACGAUCAGAUGCAAUACUACAGGGACAAUUCUAAUGGUCACAAAGGUAAUGGUUACUACAACAGUGGACAACAUGGGAAUUGGCACAACCAGCCUCAAUCCAUGGGGCAUGCGGUUAAAAUUCUUCCACCACCUGGUAGUGCUGGAAUAAGCUCAGAACAUGGUUGGGCAGCGGCAGCACCACCACCACCACCACCAAUGAUGAGCAGUAGUGAGAUGAGCUCUACCGGUUUCUCUGGUCCACACCAUGCCCCUUUGCCACCCCCACACCCAAGCCUUGCCUUGGGGUUCAACAAGAGCACCUUCACCUAUGAUGACCUUGCCGCUGCAACUGGAGGAUUUGCUGCAACCAACCUAUUGGGACAAGGUGGCUUUGGGUAUGUUCACAAAGGGGUGUUGCCAAAUGGUAAAGAAAUAGCAGUGAAGAGUCUCAAAAAUGGUAGUGGGCAAGGAGAGAGAGAAUUCCAGGCUGAAGUUGAUAUUAUCAGUCGUGUCCACCAUCGCCACCUAGUUUCUCUUGUUGGUUAUUGUAUUGCAGGCUCUCAAAGGAUGUUGGUCUAUGAAUUUGUUUCCAACAACACACUUGAAUUUCACCUGCAUGGUAAGCUCUACAUCCCCACAAUUCCUUUCAAAUCUUUUGGAUUAAAUGAAAAUGAAUGA